This is a messenger RNA of Columba livia (rock pigeon), 4162 nucleotides long. RefSeq names its product ELAV like RNA binding protein 1 (gene ELAVL1). The record is from RefSeq and is a predicted model, not a curated record. Lineage: Eukaryota; Metazoa; Chordata; Aves; Columbiformes; Columbidae. Gene Ontology annotation, molecular function: RNA binding. The coding region runs from base 1955 to 2935 and encodes 326 amino acids. Gene Ontology annotation, cellular component: ribonucleoprotein complex. The transcript is spliced from 7 exons.
UGGCCGGCGGCGCUGCGAGCGGCUUGUUGUGCGCGCUGCGGAGCCGUUACCCUCCCGCUGCACAGGCCCUGCCGAGCCGGCCGCAGCAGCGAGCUGUGGUGUCUCUCCAAGCCUUCAGGGAUGGAUUUCCAGGUACCUGACUUGUGCUGGUGAAUGAGUUGGAUGCUGCUCCCUCCUCCUGUUGCUUCACAUGCCUUCCUGUCCCAUCCAAACAAGUGUGCCAGCUGCUGAUCCAAGGAUGGAGCGAUGUGUGGGGCAGUUGUUGUCAGCAUGUGUCUGGAUUCCGAAGUUCGUUAUCUCCACUUCUUGCCUCCUGCAAGCGUCCUGUGCACAGGAAAGGGGCUCUUCCCUCACAGCUGUCUCCAGAGGUUGUUUUUUUUGUAGGUGAAAAAUUGCCAGAGGAAAUUGUUGGACAGUUUGACGCUGUUUCAAACAAAGGAGAUAAUAAUUUCUUGUUUUGUAUCAUUUUAUUGUAAACCUGUCCUUUUUAAAAUACCGGUGUGGAAGGUGGGAUGCUGUCAGCUGCAAGACAUCCGCCGGAGAUCUUUGUUAUGGAGCCAUCAGCAUCUUUGACCCAGGGACAAAACAACUGUGGAAGGAGUUGACGUGAAGCUCUGAGCUUUGUCGCCUGCUCUCUCUGUCUAUUCACCUUGGAAAUGGGGAAUCUCGGCUGGAGCUGCACAUGUGGAGUAUCUUGAGCUGCAGGAUUUCCAGCUGGCCUUUGUUCGGCCGGAUCAAGCGGAGCUGGUGUCGGGCGCCCUGAUCCCCCACCACGCUCAAGAGCUGUGGCCGGUCCGUACUUAUUUCUGACAGCGUCCUAACGAUGAUUAAUUCUGCUCCUGUGAAUUGUGUAGAGUUCAUCAGCCUGAUGAUAAAAUGAGGUCGUUCCUCUGAAGAAUGCAGCUUAUUUUUUUGCUUCAAAUACUUCUAUCUCUAACAAGAUAAGGAUUGGCAAAAACAUUUAGCUUGAUGUUAUUAUAUGGACGUGAAUAAAAAACAGUGAGAGAAGCAUAUAAAAACUUUUUAGACAAAUCUUACUCUAAACAAUAUGUGAAACUACUUUGUUAAAGUAUUAAAAUUAUGAUAGUUGAGACCCGUUAGACUAGUAAUAUGCUUAAAACUAAGUUUAUGGCCAAUGUUAUAAACCAAAACAAAAAAAGAGCUUAAAAUAUCUUGUACUAGAAAUCAUUGAUUUAGCAUGUGGAAAUAGUUUGAAAUGCAGUAGCAGAUUUCAGUAACGGCCACUUCUGGUGCAGAGAUAUUUUUAUUGUCAGAACGGCCAAAAACGUUGGAAUUUUAAAUGUAGUCACACUAAGGAGAAAAAGGGCAGUGUCUUCAUUCCGGGUUUGCAAAGGGGGAGAAGAAUCAAUAAAAAGGUGAGAUCUGAAUAAUCUGAAGGCAGAAAGGAUCUAUUUGUUUGCCAGAUUUACAAACGUCACCUGGAUAUCAGUGUGGAAGGAACAUAUGUGUAUAAGUUAAGCGACUUCUGUGGCUUAAUGCUCAAGAGUUUCAGUGUCAAAGAAUCUUCCCAUCUAAGGACAAACCCUUUUUCCAAGUGACCUCCGUUAGCAUCUGUAGUGGACUUUGUUUCAUUCUUGGGGGAGGAAAGAACACAAAUGCCAAAUGGAGCAAUUUGACUGCUGAAUUUGAAUUUCUCCUGUUUGCUGAUUUAAAAUAUUGUGGCUGCAGGGCAGAGGGAUUCGUGUGAAACGGCUGCGUGGGAGAGAAUACUGAUCGCUGUGGGACAAUAAAAAGAGCAGUAGGGUAAAAGUACCAUUGGGAAGGAUGAAUCUGUGACACCUCACGUUAAACCUUUGUUUUCAUCUGUACCCAAACACACUUCAAGCUCAGGACAACGACUGUUUCAACGAAACACAAGAUUCAUGCUCGUGAAAUGGAGUAGCUGCCAGUCAGCCCGAGCCAGCGUUACAGGCAAGAAAAGAUAUAAUAUAAAAUGUCUAAUGGUUAUGAAGAUCACAUGGCUGAAGAUUGCAGGGAUGAUAUCGGUAGGACAAAUUUAAUUGUGAACUACCUCCCUCAGAACAUGACGCAGGAUGAGUUACGGAGUCUAUUUAGCAGUAUCGGCGAAGUGGAAUCUGCAAAACUUAUUCGAGACAAAGUUGCAGGACACAGCUUAGGCUACGGCUUCGUGAACUACGUUACUGCGAAAGAUGCUGAAAGAGCAAUAAACACACUGAACGGCCUCAGACUCCAGUCAAAAACCAUCAAGGUUUCCUAUGCUCGCCCAAGUUCUGAAGUUAUCAAGGAUGCUAAUUUAUAUAUUAGUGGACUGCCAAGGUCAAUGACACAGAAAGACGUAGAAGAUAUGUUUUCACGUUUUGGACGCAUCAUCAACUCGCGUGUGCUCGUGGAUCAAACCACAGGUUUGUCCAGAGGGGUCGCAUUUAUCCGCUUUGACAAAAGGUCAGAAGCAGAAGAGGCAAUUACAAAUUUCAAUGGUCACAAACCCCCAGGUUCCUCCGAACCCAUUACGGUGAAGUUUGCAGCCAACCCCAACCAGAACAAAAACGUGGCCCUGUUGUCGCAGCUGUGUCACUCGCCCGCUAGACGGUUCGGAGGGCCCGUGCACCACCAGGCGCAGAGAUUCAGGUUCUCUCCUAUGGGUGUAGAUCACAUGAGUGGGCUUUCUGGUGUAAAUGUUCCAGGAAACGCAUCUUCUGGCUGGUGUAUCUUCAUCUACAACCUGGGUCAAGAUGCUGAUGAGGGAAUCCUCUGGCAGAUGUUUGGCCCCUUUGGUGCGGUUACCAAUGUGAAAGUUAUUCGAGAUUUCAACACCAACAAGUGCAAAGGUUUUGGUUUUGUGACCAUGACAAACUAUGAAGAAGCUGCAAUGGCCAUAGCAAGUCUUAAUGGCUACCGCCUGGGGGACAAAAUCUUACAGGUUUCCUUCAAAACCAACAAGUCCCACAAAUAACUUGCUCGUGCUUUUUGUAUGGAGUAGAUAAUGGAGUGACAGAAGUUGAAACCUUUUUGUUAGUGUAAAACUCAUUUUGCGCCAAUUUUCACAAGUGUUUGUCUUAGUCUAAAUGAGAAGUGAAAAAGGUUUUAUAUUCUGGGAUGCAACUGACAUGUUCAAAUGUUUGAAAUCCCACUAUGUUAGACCAAUUUUAAGUUCCUUUAAGUUAUUUCAUUUGAAAACAUGUUAAAAAUCCCCUGAAAUCUGAAGUAGAUUGCAUUACCUAGACCCUCUGGAUGGUGGUAAAAUUGAAGCAUGCUUUCACUUAUGAGACUAACAUUUGCUCCAUUGAAUGUUGUCUGCAAAAACUGGAAUUUCCUGAAAAAUAUCAGGCUGAAUUCAUUAGUUUUGUUGUUUUUCUGUUGUUUUCCCCUGCCCUUUCCUCCCCCAACUCGGUAGCGUGGAAGAAAAUGCUCAUGUUUUAGUUGCCAGUAAAUCGUUUGAUCAAUUGAUACUCAUUGCUACGUGUAGAGUUGAGGAUGAGCCUGUUGAAAGUCAAGGUCUUGUAAGUAGCAGCAUGCCGGCAUAACUUUAACACCAUUGGGAGGUAAGUUGCACACGGAGCAGCGGCCGAGCUGCCGCCUUCAAAGGUUUUAGAAACACGAGACUUUUAAAGCCCAUUUUCUGAUAGGAAUGGACCAAAGAGUUUCAAAGAAACUCCGGGAAGAUUUCAGAGUCAAAAUGAAACUCCAAAAAGAGUGUGAAUAUAUGUCGCUACUUUAUCAAACCGAACCUCUUCUGUCCAAAUAUUUAAUGCAUGGUGCACUACUUACUGGUACAUUAUAACGCAGCAAGAUACUUACUCAUUUUCGAAGAUCAUUGUAGUUUGAAUUCCUUUGGUAGUUCUGUUUUGUAAAGAAAAACCAAUUAUAAACAUUUGAGCAUUGUAUUUCUCGCAUCCCUUCUAAUGAGUGCUAGACUUUUCUAUUUUAAUAGGAUUUUGUUUUGACGACUAGCUUUACUUAUUGAACACUCAGCAGAAAAGUACUUACGACUUGCAAGUUAGGUAUUAACAAAACCCCCUUUGAUUUGUAGAUUUAAAGAUGAAUCCCCCAAGUUUUCUGCAGACUGCCUUGAAACUUUGAGUUGUUCUGUUUCUGUUAAUUUUCUUUUGCUUUUUUGUGUUUUUUGUUUUGUUUUUACUUUUGCAUUUAAGACAUUAAAUUUGAUUUUGUUUUGCUCAAA